AUGUCAGACUAUGUCAGCAAGGCCAGGGAACUUGUAAAGGCCCACAAAUAUUUCCAAUUCUCUGCAUCCUGGUGUCCAGAUUGUGUUUAUGCAAACAGUAUUUGGGAAAAGUAUAAUAUUACAUCAAAAAUCUUCAUCUUUGACAUCUCUACAGAGAGUAAAGACAAGGCAGAAGAAUCUGUUUGGCGUUCAGCCUUUAAAGAAGCCACUGGAAGCAGAAAUUUGCCAACAAUUUACAUAGACGGCCAGAUCUGGGGCACAGAAAGUAAGUUACACCAACUUGAAAACGCUGGAUUGCUAGAAGAGGAAUUCAAGAAGCUCAACUUGCUUUAG
Molecule: messenger RNA, 333 nt
Organism: Eremothecium cymbalariae DBVPG#7215
Lineage: Eukaryota; Fungi; Ascomycota; Saccharomycetes; Saccharomycetales; Saccharomycetaceae
Gene: GRX8
Product: glutathione-disulfide reductase GRX8
Exons: 1
Coding region: 1-333 (110 amino acids)
Source: RefSeq, a predicted model, not a curated record